UUGAUUCUUGGUAGAGCCUUUUGUUCUUCUACCGCCCCUUGUUAUUGCUCUUUGCUCAUCCCACGCUCUUCUUUGUUGCAUUGUCUCCAUUGUCUUUGUUCAAGUUCUUUCAUCCAUUGUAUUCGUCAAUCAAGACGUUGUGAUGUUUUGGCAGUCCCAUUCGUAUAAAAGUAUCCCUCGAAGAUUCCAUUCGAGUCUCCGAGACAGACACACAACGCCGAAAAGAACUCACAACCAAAGACAUCUAACACAUUUUCUACGCAGCUCUACAAUAUUCAAGCAAGUCGUAUAGCCGGUCUAUCGAUAUAAAGCAACUCAAAGCCCGUCUUUCUUCAUCACACUCUUUACUACAGUAUCAACCACAAAACACAGAAUGUACACCUCAACCACUGUUCUGGGCUCCGUCCUCGCCCUCCUCGCAAGCUCCAACGCUCAUGUUGUCAUGAAUACACCAACACCAUACGGCUUCAGUACCCUCCAAACAUCCCCUCUGAAUGGUGAAGGCUACAACUUCCCCUGCCAAAGUGGAAGCCGCGCCAACGCCUUUGACGGCACUGGAGUUUCAAACCCUAUGAGGGUUGGAGAAGACAACGAUCUCAAGUUCACUGGUAGUGCUGUUCACGGCGGCGGCUCUUGUCAGCUCAGCGUCACUUACGACUACCCCCCUCCUGCCGAUAAAUCCAAGUGGAAGGUCGUCCACAGCUUCAUUGGUAGCUGUCCCGUCCAUGCCGAGGGUAACAUCGCCGAAGCCGGAGUGGACGCCGAUGGGCGACCAACAGGAGCUCAAUGCACUGGCGACAACCAAAGCGAGUGCCUCAAAGACUUCAAGUUCCAAAUUCCUGAAGGCAUGAAGAACGGAAAUGCAACCUUGGCUUGGACUUGGUUCAACAAGAUUGGCAACCGUGAGAUGUACAUGAACUGUGCACCCAUCUCGAUCUCAGGCGGUUCCGACGACGACACUUUCUACAACAGCCUUCCCGAACUUUUCGUUGCCAAUAUUCCCAACGAAUGCAAGUACGACGAUGGAAGCUUUGUCAUUGGUUUCCCUGACCCUGGCAAGUUCGUCACUUACGGUGAAGCCGUUACUCCCGGAAAUCACGUUUGCAGGGACCCUGCCACUGGUUACGGAUCGACUCCCUCAUCGACUGCUUCCGUAUCCUCCAGCGCCAUGCCUACAUCCUAUGCCGCUGCUCCCUCUCCCUACAUUUCAGUUCCUACUUUGGCCACACCUGUCAGCGCUGCACCACUUCCCUCAGGAACUGGCUACGCCGGCUCUCACAGCAGCGGUAACAGUACUUCUGGGGUUUGCUCCGGCGACAAGGUCUCAUGCCCAACUCCCGGCGAGCUCGUGUGCAUCGACGAGGAGACCUUUGGCAUCUGCGAUAUCGACUACUGCGCCGUUCCCCGAGCAGUCUCUCUCGGCACCACAUGUUCCAACAACAUUGUCAACAAGCGUGAUGUGGUAAGAAGGAGGAGCUCAAGAAUCCACCGCCAUAUUCCUGCACAUGUUCACCACCAGCACAGCUUCUGAGAAGUGUGUACAGCCUUACGACGAGACUAACAGGAUCUGGUAUCCUCUGCAACGAAUGGGAACGUUUUAGCAUCUGGGUGAGACGCAAGUCUCUGAGGGUUAUUUUAGCAAGCACUAGCACAUAUAGUUCUUGCAAUCAAUGAAUUGAGCAUGUUGCCUUGAUCAAAUCAUGUUU
Aureobasidium subglaciale EXF-2481 is the source of this 1706-nucleotide messenger RNA. RefSeq lists its product as uncharacterized. Bases 374 to 1531 code for a protein of 385 amino acids. Lineage: Eukaryota; Fungi; Ascomycota; Dothideomycetes; Dothideales; Saccotheciaceae. The transcript has a single exon. The record is from RefSeq and is a predicted model, not a curated record.